Molecule: messenger RNA, 711 nt
Organism: Chlorella variabilis
Lineage: Eukaryota; Viridiplantae; Chlorophyta; Trebouxiophyceae; Chlorellales; Chlorellaceae
Exons: 7
Coding region: 1-711 (236 amino acids)
Biological process (GO): endoplasmic reticulum unfolded protein response
Cellular component (GO): Hrd1p ubiquitin ligase ERAD-L complex; endoplasmic reticulum membrane
Molecular function (GO): ubiquitin-specific protease binding; misfolded protein binding
Source: RefSeq, a predicted model, not a curated record
AUGCCGCCUCGGGAAAUUCGACAAGUGGGCGACCGCGGCGCCGCCGACUGGUACACAGCGCUGCCGCCCAUCACGCGCGGCCUGCUGACGUGCUACCUCGUGACGGGGCUGGCGGCCUUCAUGGGCGUCAUGCCGCUGCAGUACGUCUACCACAGCUGGCAGCUGUGCUUCAAGAGGGUGCCAGAGGUGUGGCGGCUAGUCACCAACUUUACUUUCCUGGGCAAGCCCAGCCUGGGUUGGCUCUUUCAGCUCGUGUGGCUCGUGCAGUAUGGCGGCGCGUAUGAGCAGGCCAAGUUCGCCAGCAACACCGCCGACGGAAUCACGGCGGUGGCGGUGGGCAUGGCGACGGGCAUGUCCCUGGACCUGCUGUCCUACCUCUGCCGCGCCUUCCUGCCACCCGUCAGCCUGUUUGGGUUCAUCAAGCUCAACGGCAGGCACCUGCCCUUUGCCUUCCUGGCCCUGGACCUGCUCAUGGGGCAGGACAUCUGGAGCGACGUCAUGGGCAUCCUCAUGGGCCACAUGUACUGGUUCCUCACAGACGUGUACCCUGUUGCCAGCGGGCGCCACGUCAUCCAGACCCCCCGUUGGCUCAGCCGCCUGUGCCUGCAGCACGGCAUCGGGCGGGUGCCCAUCCAGGCGGUGAACCCCAUCAACCCCAGCGACGUGCGCUUCCGCGCCUUCCAGGGCCGCGGCCGCCGCCUCGGCGACUGA